This is a messenger RNA of Daphnia pulex (common water flea), 1897 nucleotides long. RefSeq names its product transducin beta-like protein 2. Gene Ontology annotation, cellular component: endoplasmic reticulum; nucleus. NCBI's taxonomy places the organism in Eukaryota, Metazoa, Arthropoda, Branchiopoda, Diplostraca, Daphniidae. The transcript has 3 exons. Gene Ontology annotation, molecular function: protein binding; nucleic acid binding; exonuclease activity. The coding region runs from base 32 to 1615 and encodes 527 amino acids. Gene Ontology annotation, biological process: endoplasmic reticulum unfolded protein response. The record is from RefSeq and is a predicted model, not a curated record.
CAGGAUAUUGAGAGAAUUAAAAAGCAAUGAGAUGGCAUUUGAUUUUGGAAUUGUUAUUUUGACGUUAGUUAUCGGCGCCCUGAUAGCCGUUUUAGUGUGGUCUCUGACUAAGAAGUCCUCCGAAUCCAGCACUAAAGGGAAAAGUGAAAAAGCUGCUGGAGGUAAAAAAGAUGGAAAGAAAUCAUCAGGGGCCCAAUCGAAACCAGCGAAAAAGAAACCAGCUGUUGCCAUUUCCAAGGAUUCCAAAUCUACGUUCACUCACUCAUGGCUGCUGACAUCACUUAAAGGCCAUACUGGUGCUAUCACUGAUAUGGACUUCAGUGCCAAUGGGAAACAUCUUGCCACUUGUGCUGAAGAACUAGAUGAAGUAUUUGUCUCCCAACCAAUGGUUGAGACUCCAACCCCUAGUGAGACAGACUCUGGCUGUGUACUCAGCCGAAGACAGAAAAGAAAUCGGAUGAAGAAAACUCAAGCUGGGAACAAGAAGAAAGAACAUCCGACCAAAACUGUUGAAAGCAAGCAGAGAAUGAGAAGAGCCACUCCCCUGAAAUACUACACCAGACUGCAAAUGAAGAAUUCUGAAAUUUAUUCCUUUUUAUAUCAGUAUGUCUUGCUAGAUGACCAGCUGCUCAAUUUGGGUUAUCCAGUUGAAAGUUCAUUUUACCCCAAUCGAGCAAUCAUUUACAAGACUCCUGAAGCGAACGUCACGUAUUAUCGGAGUGACGUGAAGCGUGCAUUUAGACAUCAACCGGAAAUAAUUGAAAUGGCUGAACAUCUUUACAGUUCCGAGCACAGCGAUCCGUACGAAGAGAAACCACCGUUGAGUCCUAGCCUUGAAAAACGCUGCGUUCGAUGUAAAAAGGGCUUCUUUGUCACAUUGGACGGUGAAUACCUAACGGAGGAAAGAUGCAUAUAUCAUUGGGGUCAAUGGAAGCGCCCUUGUUCCCCAGGUGAAAGCCACGGCUAUACCUGCUGUCCUGGACAUGAAGGUUCUAUUGGGUGCACAUCCGGCGAUCUCCACGUCUGGAAUGGCGUUAGCCCUGGAAUGAAUGGACCAUUUACAGACUACGUCCGCACCACACCCGGAAUCGGACCCAAAUGUCAUUCGAUAUACGCCUUGGACUGCGAGAUGUGCUACACUGGCCGUGGCCUGGAAGUAUGCAAAGUUUCAGUUAUUAGUAUCGACGGCUGUCUGGUUUACGAAGCUUUGGUGAAACCACACCACCGGGUGAUUGAUUACAACACGCGUUUUUCCGGCCUAUGCGAACAAGACCUCAAGAAGGCCACAAAGACAAUCAGUGACGUUCAACGGGAUCUGCUUGGCUUCAUUUAUUCUCAAACCAUUCUCAUCGGACACGGACUCGAAAAUGACCUUCGUGCUUUGCGUAUCCUCCACUCUGUUAUAAUCGAUACUGCCGUCCUUUUCCCUCACUAUUUCGGUUUCCCUUUUCGCCGCUCGCUCAAGUCGCUCGUUGCCACCUACCUUCAGCGACACAUACAGGUAGGCCAUAACGGCCACGAUAGCUUCGAAGAUGCACGGGCAUGCGCAGAGCUCGUUUUAUGGAAGGCCGCCUGUCAAUUGCGACCGCGGCAUAGAUCUGAACACAUGCCUUAAGAAUCAAAGUUCUCAAAAUGGCACAAUUUUUUUCCUUGUCGUUUUAUAAUCGAUUCAAUCAUGUAUCUACACUCCUUUACUCAAAGUCAAAGUGUUCUACAUUCAUGCAUUUGCGCUGAAAUGUUCUUUAAUUGCCAAUCGCAUUUGUCCUCGUAUUUAUCUUCGUAUUUAUACUAUUCUUUAUCAUUGAUUCAUUGUCUUAAUCUUGUUAAUUGUCUCUUUUUAAACCAACCAAGCUAAGCGCAAAUGCUCAAAAUACACUCGUGAUUUUCCAAUCGUGAA